UGGAAGAGUUUCGCAACGAGGAGGGAACGUAAAACCAUGAUCAUUUGACUUGGUUGUCGAAUGAUGGUCCCGAGCUUCUUCUAUAAGGACGCCUCGGAUGUGCUUCUCAUGCUCGUGCAAGAAACGAAGAAAAGACCACCCCAGAUAAACCAAAACAAACCUGUCAUGGCCUCCUCAUCUCAGAAACAACCCUCCAUGUUGUUCCUCGCUUGUGUCCUCCUCAUGCUCGUGCCAGAAUUGCCUUGCCUCGCUUCGUCUCGAAGCUCUUCUCCUGUGGCCCUUGCCGGUGCUGGUAACCGAACGGGAAAUGAGGAAGCGGAGGCGCUCCUAGCAUGGAAGGCUACGCUAGACCGCCAGAGCCGCCAUGCGUUGUCGUCGUGGAACGGAAGCAACCCUUGUUCGUGGCGCGGAAUCGAUUGCGACCCUCUCGGCAGCAUCGCGAGCUUGGAACUUUCAGAUUCUGCCAUGCACGGUACGCUUCAUCAUCUCAAUUUCUCCCGGUUACCAAACUUGGUCACUCUGAAGCUGUCAAACAACUCGCUCUUCGGGAACAUCCCACCGAGCAUGGCUUCUCUUGCCAAGCUUACUCAUCUGGACUUGUCUCGAAAUAACCUUUCAGGAAGCAUCCCAACUCAACUCGGGUCAUGGAAAUCUUUACAAGUUCUCGAGUUUUCACGUAAUAAGCUUUCUGGUCCUAUCCCUCAAGAAAUUGGAAACCUUACAUCUCUCUCGACACUCGCUCUCGUCGAGAAUGACUUCAGUGGCUCUAUCCCUGAUUCAAUAGGAAAGUUGGGAAAUUUGGCUAUCUUACUCCUCGAUGAGAACAAUUUCUCUGGCUCUAUUCCUUCCAGUAUAGGAAACUUAAGCAAGCUCAAUGAGCUCAGUAUACGUGUGAAUAAUCUGGUGGGUUUUCUUCCCACCGGAUUGAAUAAUCUCACAUUCCUCACACUCCUAAGGUUAUCUUAUAACGACUUUGUUGGCCAAUUGCCACAAGAAAUAUGCAGUAGCCAAGCUCUUGUGAAUUUUACUGCUUUGAACAAUCACUUCACUGGACCCAUCCCGAGAAGCCUAAAAAAUUGUUCUAGUUUGCAUAGACUUAGGCUCCAAAACAACUCGCUCACCGGAAAUAUAACCGAUGCUCUUGGUGUAUACCCCAACUUGGAUUACCUUGAGUUGAGCAACAAUGAACUUUACGGUGUGCUACCACCAACAUUGGUUGAAUGUAGAAAUUUGACGAGCUUGUUAAUCUCCAACAAUAGAAUCUCCGGCACCAUACCACCUCAGCUUGGAAACAUGAAUAAAUUGGGCAAACUCGACCUCUCUUCAAACGAUAUUGUUGGGGAAAUUCCUAAAGACCUAGGAAAAUUGAAGUUGCUGUUGGAGCUUUCAUUAGACUGCAACCAUCUUGAAGGCCACAUCCCUCAAGAACUUGGAGCGUUGUCCCGUCUGCAGAAACUCAAAAUUGCAGGAAACAACUUGAGUGGCUCAAUUCCUACAGAACUCAAGGAGUGCUCCAACCUUGAGUUCUUGAAUUUAAGCGGGAAUAAUCUGGAAAACAGUAUUCCUGUGGAGAUCGGCAAUCUCUGGUCUCUUCAAGUUCUCGAUCUGAGUCAAAAUUUGCUUACGGGAGUAAUACCUAGACAACUGCAACGAUUGCACAGAUUGGAAAUACUCAAUCUCUCACACAAUCAGCUUUCGGGUUCAAUUGAAUCGACCUUUGAUGAUAUGGUAAGCUUGACAUUCAUCAAUAUUUCGUUUAAUGAGUUAGAGGGUCCUUUACCAAACAUUCCAGCCUUUCGUAAUGCUACAAUUGAAGUUGUGAGAGGGAACAAAGGCUUGUGUGGAGUUUUUGCUUGUCUCGACCCUUGUACAGCAAAAAUGUCGAAAGGCAAAAACAAAACCAAAAAGUUGUUGUUAAUUGUGAUUCCUACUUUAGGUUGCCUACUUUCUUUGCUUCUUAUUGUGGGAGCUUCAAGUACUGUAUGCCGAAGAGUUAGGAAAACGGGGCCCAGUUCGAACAAUGGAAGCAGUGAAAACCUGUGGGGAGUUUGGAGCUUUGAUGGAAGAAUGGUUUAUGAGAGCAUUAUUGAAGCCACGGAGGAGUUUGAUGCCAAAUAUUGCAUCGGUGUGGGAGGACAUGGGAGUGUUUACAAGGCCCAGUUGCAAACAGGUGAGAUUGUUGCUGUGAAGAAACUUAAGGAAGCACCGGAUGUCGAAAUGGCUAGUCGAGAAGCAUUUGGAAGAGAGAUUCAUGUUUUGACCAAAACCCGCCAUCGGAAUAUCAUCAAGCUCUAUGGCUUUUGCUUGAGUUCACGACACUCAUUUUUAGUGUAUGAGUUCUUGGAACCUGGCAGCUUAAAGGAUGUAUUGAACAAUGAAGGAAGGAUAACGGCAUUUGACUGGAAUAAGAGACUCAAUGUUGUUAAAGGUUUGGUUUAUGCUUUGUCCUACAUGCACCAUGAAUGCUCUCCUCCUAUAAUUCAUCGAGACAUAACGAGCAAGAACAUUUUACUUGAUGAAGAAUAUGAAGUUCAUGUCUCUGAUUUUGGCACGGCUAAGGUUCUAGAACCUUAUGCAUCCAAUUGGACUUCUUUUGCGGGGACCUUUGGAUAUUCAGCUCCAGAGCUCGCAUACACAAUGGAGGUAAAGGAGAAAUGCGAUGUUUAUAGCUUUGGAGUAGUGACAUUGGAAGUAAUCAUGGGUAGACAUCCGGGCGAUCUCCUAUCAUCUCUCGCAUUCUCAUCUUCAUCAUCAUCAAGCAAUUCAACAGCUUCACGUUGGCCACUAAAACAAGUUCUAGAUCAAAGAAUUCCACACCCAGAACAUGACGUGUUGGGGCGAGUGGCUUUCAUCGUGAAGAUGGCAUUUUCUUGCUUAAGUGCAAAACCAGAGUAUCGUCCAAGCAUGCAACAAGUGUCUCAAGCGAUAUCCGCACGUAGUUCGAUCAUGAUAAGCGUGUCGGAGGACACAAAAUUGGAAGAGCUAGUUAAUCUUGGAUGCUUCCCAUAUUAACAUUUUGGCCUUUCUGCUGCUGCUUGUGUAGCAAGUUCUCUCCUUUAUUUCUCAUAGAACGAUUAUAUGUACUGUUUCACUUAUUUUCGCAGUGAUUUAUUAUUAACUA
Molecule: messenger RNA, 3121 nt
Organism: Syzygium oleosum
Lineage: Eukaryota; Viridiplantae; Streptophyta; Magnoliopsida; Myrtales; Myrtaceae
Product: MDIS1-interacting receptor like kinase 2-like
Exons: 2
Coding region: 61-3012 (983 amino acids)
Biological process (GO): protein phosphorylation
Molecular function (GO): protein kinase activity; ATP binding; protein binding
Source: RefSeq, a predicted model, not a curated record